Molecule: messenger RNA, 750 nt
Organism: Vigna radiata var. radiata (mung bean)
Lineage: Eukaryota; Viridiplantae; Streptophyta; Magnoliopsida; Fabales; Fabaceae
Product: LRR receptor-like serine/threonine-protein kinase ERECTA
Exons: 7
Coding region: 1-666 (221 amino acids)
Molecular function (GO): protein binding
Source: RefSeq, a predicted model, not a curated record
AUGGCUAUCCUUAGGAAUCUUUCUUCUAACAAUUUUCAAGGGUCUAUUCCAAUUGAACUUUCACGGAUCAGAAAUUUGGAUACACUGGAUAUAUCAAAUAAUAAUAUAGUUGGUUCCAUUCCUUCUUCCAUUGGUGAUUUGGAACAUCUUCUGAAAUUGAAUCUGAGCAGAAAUCAUUUAACAGGCUUUAUUCCGGCAGAGUUUGGUAAUCUAAGAAGUGUCAUGGAUAUUGACCUUUCAAAUAAUAAACUCUCUGGCUUGAUCCCUGAAGAACUUAGUCAGCUUCAGAACAUGAUAUCUUUGAGACUAGAAAUGAACAAAUUAUCUGGGGAUGUGUCUUCGCUUGUAAAUUGCCUUAGUCUUUCUUUGAUUAAUGUAUCUUACAACAAUUUAGUUGGUGUUAUUCCCACAAGCAACAAUUUUUCCAGGUUUUCUCCUGAUAGUUUCAUUGGAAACCCUGGUCUCUGUGGCUAUUGGCUGGAUUCAUCUUGUCAAGGGUCUCANCCUACNGAGCGUGGUCAGUUGAACUUUUUAGCAGAAUACCAUGUUGCUCCUUCACAUUUUUGUUUCAUGGUUUUUAUAGUAAUUAAAAAUUCUCUAGCCUCAAAAGAUCUUCCCAUGUUAAUUUUGGUUGUUAUUCUUGUGAGAAUAUGUUGGUUAAUGUAAGGGAUUGUUAACGUUGGAACUCUAAGAUGGGAGAAUAUGUCCCCUUCCAUCUAUGUUCUGUUGUAAGGUUCUCUAUUGUAAAGU